GUUUGAGUCCUGGCCUUUGUCAGAUUGUCUCACACACGGCCAGUGGCGGCACCCACACUCCUGAGACCUGGGUCCUGCUCAAGUUUGGACAGAAGACUCCACGUCUAGAAACCUGAAGAGCCUUAAGGAAAACCUGUAGGAAAUCCUUGACUUGUGCUCAGAACCAGAACGUCCUCAUGGCAGUAUCAGUGGGAACAAGAGUCGCAUCUGAACUCGCUGAUUUACUCACAGAGAAAUUCCUCAGAAGGGAUCUGAAGAGCCUGAUAACUGAAGAUGGAGUCUGGAAGGCAUUUGUGGAGGCAGCAGGGUUGUCAAGCGAGGAGGAAGCUGCACUGCAUGAUGCACUGAAGGAGCGUUUAGCACAGGAGCCCACAGAUGAAAAGGACAGGCUUGAGAAAAGGAGGUUUUUGGAAGAAUUUCCUGAGUUGAAAAGGAAGCUUGAAGAACACAUCAGGAGGCUCCGAGACCUGGCUGACCAUCUUGACCAGGUGCACAGGGGCUGCACCAUCUCCAAUGUGGUGUCCGGCUCUGUUGGCACUGCCUCUGGAGUACUGGGCAUCCUUGGAUUAGUUCUGGCCCCCUUCACAGGAGGGGCCAGUCUGCUGCUCUCAGCAACUGGGGUGGGGCUAGGAGCAACAGCAGGUGUGACAGGUGCCACCACCACCAUUGUGGAAGAAUCAAUCAGAAUGUCAGAUGAGGCUGAAGCCAGGCGCCUAGUUGGGGCCAGCCAGAAUAUAAUUAAGGAGAUUCUUAAUAUCAUCCCUAAGUUCACAUUUAAAUUAAUUAACACAGGUGUGGAUUUAGUCAGUGCCUGGAAAACCAUAGGUCAGCAGAUCCGUGCCAUCAGGGUGGCCAGGGCCAGUUCUCGCUCAGGAACACAGGCCAGGAAUCUCAGAAACUUUGCCCAAGGUUUUGAGCAGGCCUUGUCUGGCUUGGCUCUUCCAAUGACCAGAGGAGCCAGAUUUAGAGCAGCAGGUUUAGGUCUUGUCUCACUUGGAUUGGAUGUGUAUCACCUUGUGAUUGACUCAAUGGAUUUGCACAAUGGGGCAACAACAGAGUCAGGGGGAGCGCUGCGGGACCUGGCUCACAAGCUGGAGGAGAAGUUGCGGGAAUUUGAGCAGAUCCACAGGGAUCUGCAGUCAUACCUGUAGCUGGAGUUUUCUCUCCGGGUCCCGCCGAGCCCCGGCAGUCUGACAGCCCACUUAUAAAAUAAACACAGAGAUGCUUAUAUUAUUUACAAACUGUAUGGCCGUGGCAGGCUUCUUGCUAACUGUUCUUAUAUCUUAAAUUAACCCAUUUCUAUAAAUCUAUACCUUGCCACAUGGCUCAUGGCUUACCGGCAUCUUUACAUGCUGCUUGUCAUGGUGGCGGCUGGCAGUGUCUCCCUCACUCAGCCUUCCACUUCCCAGAAUUCUCCUCUCUCCUUGUCCCGCCUACUUCCUGCCUGGCCACUGGCCAGUCAGUGUUUCAUUUAUACAGAACAAUAUCCACAGCAAUACCUGCCUCAGUGACCCCCUCCCUCAAGGAGCUAAGAGUCCAGGGGAGAUGACAUGUACAGGGGUGGGGAUGAGGAGGCAUACGACAUAGCCUGAGUCUAGGGAACUGACUGUUGAGGAGUUUGUGUUUCUGUGUCCAAGCACAGCAAGGUCAAUGCAGACAGCCAGUGACUCACAGAGAAGACAGAAACUGGAGUCUAAAAUGAAGGGCCAGAGUGGAAAUGGGACUGAAUCAUGGUGGGUGUGAACAGGGAGGGCUGUACGAGAACAUGCCAGUGGCCAAGUCAGAGGAGCAGCAGGUGGCAAUUGCAGAUGGAGGUGUCAAACCACCAGACGGAAAAUCCUGAUGGACGAAUCUCAGGGUGAAUCCCAGCUAGCUGAGGCCCCAUGACCACAGACUCCAGAAUGUCUUUAGCUUCUCCUGUGUCUUCACACGUUUGCUGCUGGCAUCUUCCUCUGGUAUCUGGCGUGGUGUGAAUGGGUGUGUCAAGUAGCUUUGAGGUGAAAAACCCAAGAAGACCAUCUAAAGUUUUAAAAAGGCACAUAGUUGAGUGAGGAACUCCUUAAGGUCCGGGAACAAGAACAAAGCAGGCCAAUUAUCAUUAGCUGAUGUGCCUUUCUUGUUUGGAUACAUUGAUGACCAAAUGUGAUGAUUAAUUCCUUAUAUCCAUUUCUGCCCUCAAUAUCCUGAUUAAAAAAAAAAACUAUUGAUGAGUGGGUAUGCACCCUAAAGGUUUAACACAGAGCUUACUGAUUCUUUUUCAUAUACAAAAGUUUGGAUUUGUGGUUCUUUUAAAAUUACCUUUUGAGAUAAGUAAUAAAGUAAUUGAUUCUUUCUUUGUAACUGCGAAAUGCAGCCUGUUAGUGGAAUAUCUUGCUUGCUUACACUCUGUUAAUCUACAAGUUGCUUGGGCAUGAAUGUAUGUGGGUUCUUGGGGAUAAUUUGUUUUUCACCUGUAAUACGUAAAAUGUUUAAUCAUGUAAAGGAUAUGGAAAACAUGCUGAUUCUUACUUAUAUUCAUUGUAAUCAUUCAUGUGAACAACAUAAUGUAACCGCAUUGUAAUUUCUAUAUUGUCUGAAAGAUUCUGUUGGGGUAUAAAAGCUAAAGAGAAAGAAUACAGAAGAAGGAGAAGGAAAACAUUAGGAAUGAGAUAAUAAGGAAGAAUAAAGACAGAGUUAGAAGGAAAACAUCAAGAGAGACAGAAGGGACAUGUCUGGAUAGAGAUAAGAAAAGAGAAUAGAAAAUACAAAAGAAGAAUAAAGAAAAGGUCAAAAGAAAACCAUCAAGAGAGUGUGUGUCCAAAACAAAGGAUAACCAGGAUACAAUUCACAACCCCAGAGAACCUAGCAGCAGGAAGCUAGAGAAAGGGCUUGGAAAAUAAGGAGAAACUAAAAAAGCCAUGUUGUGUCUAAGGCAGGGCACAGACUCCCCAUUACCAUUCCCCCUUUGGAGAAGGUCAGCUACUGUCACUGAGAAUGUGUUCCAGCACCCUUGGAAAUUUCCUCACUUGCUCCAGAUUUGGGGCCCAAGUUGGAGUAGCCACUUACACACUACUGGUGGUUUAGGAGCCAUGGGUACCAGGACAGGGAUGGGGAGGAAGUGGUCUGCACUUGGCUGUGCUGGGGGGAGGUCUUUUGCUCCACCCCUUGG
Molecule: messenger RNA, 3148 nt
Organism: Peromyscus californicus insignis
Lineage: Eukaryota; Metazoa; Chordata; Mammalia; Rodentia; Cricetidae
Product: apolipoprotein L3-like
Exons: 4
Coding region: 177-1151 (324 amino acids)
Biological process (GO): lipid transport; lipoprotein metabolic process
Cellular component (GO): extracellular region; membrane
Molecular function (GO): lipid binding
Source: RefSeq, a predicted model, not a curated record